AUGUCGUCGUCCUACCCGCCGAGCCUGACACGCCCGCCUCCGCCGACGCCCAACACAAUUCUCCUCUUCCCCCACCCGGCGGUGCUGGUUCUCGUGCUCAACAACCCGCGCGGGCUCAACUGCCUCUCGACGUCGACGCACUGGGCCUUGCACGCACUGUUGGAGUGGUACGACGACGAGGCGUCGCUGCGCUGCUGCGUGGUGACGGGCAUGGGGCGGGCGUUCUGCGCGGGCGCCGAUUUGAAGGAGUGGAACGAGGCCAAUGCGCGCAGGGAGCGCGGAGAAUCUGGCCAGCGUGUUGUGCCUAGCAGUGGCUUCGGUGCCAUCAGUCGCAGAGCGGGCAAGAAGCCCGUCAUCGGCGCCGUCAACGGCCUUGCGUUCGGUGGCGGCAUGGAGAUGGUGGCGAACAUGGACCUCGUCGUCGCUGCCAAAUCGGCCCUGUUCGCCCUGCCCGAGGUCAAGAGGGGCGUCGUCGCCACCGCGGGCGCAUUGCCUAGAAUCGUGCGUACCAUCGGACGGCCUAGGGCCAUGGAGAUGGCCUUGACAGGACGCACCGUGUCCGCGCCCGAGGCCAGGGAAUGGGGUUUGGUCAAUGCCGUGACUGAGGAUGCCCCCGUCGACGCCGGCAUCUUGGACAGGCCUGUCGUGAAGAAGGCGCUAGAGUAUGCUGAAGAGAUAUGCGGCAAUAGCCCCGACAGUGUCAUCAUUAGCCGGGCUGGGGUCAUCCAGGGCUGGGAAGACGGAAGUGCCGAACACGCCACCCAGAACGUCGUCGAGAUCUACUCAAAGAGGCUGAACGAGGGAGAAAACAUUCGCGAAGGGGUCAGAGCUUUUGUGGAGAAGCGAGCUCCAAGAUGGGUUCCCAGUAAAUUGUAG
Cladophialophora psammophila CBS 110553 is the source of this 876-nucleotide messenger RNA. Its product is annotated as enoyl-CoA hydratase. Bases 1 to 876 code for a protein of 291 amino acids. Gene Ontology annotation, molecular function: enoyl-CoA hydratase activity. Gene Ontology annotation, cellular component: mitochondrion. The record is from RefSeq and is a predicted model, not a curated record. The transcript has a single exon. Gene Ontology annotation, biological process: fatty acid beta-oxidation. Lineage: Eukaryota; Fungi; Ascomycota; Eurotiomycetes; Chaetothyriales; Herpotrichiellaceae.